AUGAAUACUUCUAACCCAAGUAUUCCAAUUUCGGACAGAGAGUUCGCAUCUAUUGAGCGGAUGAAAACUAACGUUUUGAAAAAGGCCCGGGAAAGAGGCCUAAAAAUUGAAGAAAAAAUUAAAAACCACUUCGACGAAUUACUCAAGAAGGAAAAGAGAAAGGCAAUCGGAAAGGAAGUUAAGACUGUUGCAAGGCAAUUCCAAAGACGAAGGAAGCAGACCGAGGCUGAUGCACGAAAGGCGAUAAAGGACACAAAAAAAUGGAAAAGCGAUAUCACCAAAGAAGAGAAAAGACGGCGAAAAGAAGUCACGGACUGGAAAGCCGAGGCACAAAAGUGGAAGAAGGAAUCCCAACGGUUACGACGAAACGCAUGGCCUCGUGAAAGGCGAGCUGAGGAGAACCGUAGGAUUCCAGAGGGCAAGUGGAAAGGUAAAAAGAAGUUUGCCCGUCUUCAGCUAAAGUUGGGUGAUAAGUUAAGUAAAAUUUGGGAUAGGUCGAGGGAAAUCCUGAAACCCAUCCUAGCCAAGCAUGCCAUCAAGAAAAAGGUAAAGAAGUAUGUUAUCAAUCCCAAAGGCGCGUACGAUCCAUCCUACUUCCUAACCACCACGAAAGAUGAGGUUAAAACGGAACCCAGAAACGUAAGGAUGUCCUUGGCUUGUGAAAUGGUAAGAAGCGACCCAAAAACCUGGGAAGAAGUGUCAACCAUCGCUCACUUCGGGUCAAAAAACCACAAACUUAUCGGUACGGACGAUAUGGAGGAGGCUCAAAGCAUAAUGAGGGAAAAAAUACUAAAGUCAUUCUCCGAAUACCAAAGGAGAGGCAGUGGCUGGAGACUACGCAAAGUUACCCAGUUAGAGAUCCACAUCGGAGAAUUACAACACUUCAGGGGUAAAAAACACGAACCUCUACCCAAAUCCAUGGUAAGUAAGAAGGCUAUUAUUAAUUUGAAAAACGACGACGACGAAUGUUUCAAGUGGGCUAUCACACGUGCCUUAAACCCACCGACAUCCGUCCGGAAAGAAUCACAACGGAACUUAAAGAACAACCCAAAGAGCUAAACUGGGAAGGGACAGAAUUCCCAACACCCUUAAAUAAUAUUAAGAAAUUCGAGAAAAACAACAAUAUUUACGUCAACGUGUUCAGCGCCGACGAAAGCCUUAAGGUGUAUUACCCCUUACGGGUAUCCGGAAAAACCAACCCCAUAAUACUGACCCAAAUUUAG
Messenger RNA from Paramuricea clavata, 1223 nucleotides. Lineage: Eukaryota; Metazoa; Cnidaria; Anthozoa; Malacalcyonacea; Plexauridae. The record is from the annotation of a GenBank genome assembly.